GUCCUGCGCCGAGCGCCGCCGCGGGCGGGAGGGAGUGAAGGCCGGUGCGGCGCAGCUCGGGAGAGGCAGCGGCGCCCAGCGCCCCCGACCCGCCGGGCAGCGGCGGCCGGAGCGGAGCCCGGUGUCCCGGAGCCGCCAUGGCCUCGCAGAACGCUGACCCCGCCGCCGUGCCCAGCGCCGCCGCCCGCAAAGCGGCUGAGGCGGGAGCCACGGCGGCCCGCGGCGCUGUCGGGAAGAGGCUGCAGCAAGAGCUGAUGGCGCUCAUGAUGUCUGGUGAUAAAGGCAUUUCCGCCUUCCCUGAGUCCGACAACCUCUUCAAAUGGAUUGGGACCAUCGACGGCGCCGCUGGCACGGCCUACGAGGAGCUGCGGUACAAGCUGUCCCUGGAGUUCCCCAGUGGAUACCCCUACACUGCGCCCACCGUGCGGUUCCUGACACCCUGUUACCACCCCAACGUCGACACCCAGGGCAACAUCUGCCUUGACAUCCUCAAGGACAAGUGGUCGGCCCUCUACGACGUGCGCACCAUCCUGCUCUCCAUCCAGAGCCUGCUGGCAGAGCCAAACAUUGAGAGCCCCCUGAACACACAUGCUGCUGAGCUCUGGAAGAACCAAACUGCCUACAAGAAGUACGUGCGGGAGACAUAUGCCAAGCAGGCCAAGAGCCAGGAAACCUGACCCCCUGUGUCCCCUCUGCCCCUUGCAGCCGGGUCUCUGCCCAUCCCUUGUCCAGCCACUCCCCUGGAUUUCUGUAUCAUAGGCUAGUUUUAAGUUAAUUUUGCGGUCCGAGCCACGGUUAAUGUAUAAAUAAAUGCAUGCUUAUAACUUU
Columba livia (rock pigeon) is the source of this 828-nucleotide messenger RNA. RefSeq names its product ubiquitin conjugating enzyme E2 C (gene UBE2C). The record is from RefSeq and is a predicted model, not a curated record. Bases 138 to 677 code for a protein of 179 amino acids. The transcript is spliced from 6 exons. NCBI's taxonomy places the organism in Eukaryota, Metazoa, Chordata, Aves, Columbiformes, Columbidae.